CUGCCGCCUUUCGACUCCGCGGCAUCGGGUUCCCAGGGCUCUUGGUGGCGCCGGAGUCGCACACCCGGGGCGCCCGCUGGCCGCCGGCGGCGGCGGUGGCCCCCUGAGCGGGCCCGAACGGGGAGCGGGGAGCGGGCGGGCGCCGCGGCCCAGGCCCAGGGUCGGCGGGCGGAGGCCGACUCGCGGCCUCUUUGUCUCGGCAGCGGCGGGCGCGUCCGCGGGGCCCGGGGCGGAAGUCCCGCCGCGCUCCCGGCGCCCCGGCCGCAGAGGUGGCACCAUGAGCGACAUCCGCCACUCGCUCCUGCGCCGCGACGCGCUCAGCGCCGCCAAGGAGGUGCUGUACCACCUGGACAUCUACUUCAGCAGCCAGCUGCAGAGCGCGCCGCUGCCCAUCGUGGACAAGGGCCCUGUGGAGCUGCUCGAGGAGUUCGUGUUCCAGGUGCCCAAGGAGCGCGGCGCGCAGCCCAAGAGAUUGAAUUCACUUCAGGAGCUCCAACUUCUUGAAAUCAUGUGCAGUUAUUUCCAGGAGCAAACCAAGGACUCUGUCCGGCAGAUUAUUUUCUCAUCCCUUUUCAGCCCCCAAGGGAACAAAGCCGAUGACAGCCGAAUGAGCUUGUUGGGAAAGCUGGUCUCCAUGGCAGUGGCUGUGUGUCGAAUCCCAGUGUUGGAAUGUGCAGCCUCCUGGCUCCAGCGGACGCCUGUGGUCUACUGUGUGCGGUUAGCCAGGGCCCUCGUGGAUGACUACUGCUGUCUGGUGCCGGGAUCCGUUCAGACGCUGAAGCAGAUAUUCAGUGCCAGCCCUCGCUUCUGCUGCCAGUUCAUAACCUCAGUCACUGCGCUGUAUGACCUGUCGUCAGACGAUCUCAUCCCACCGUUGGACUUGCUUGAGAUGAUUGUCAACUGGAUUUUUGAGGACCCGAGGUUGAUUCUCAUCACUUUUUUAAAUACUCCGAUCGCAGCCAAUCUCCCAAUAGGAUUUUUAGAGCUCACCCCGCUCACUGGAUUGAUCCGCUGGUGUGUGAAGGCCCCUCUGGCUUAUAAAAGGAAGAAGAAGCCCCCCUUAGCCAAUGGCCCCGUCACUGCCAAAGUCACCAAGGACUCGGGGGGGACGGACAGAGAUUCCCACCUCUUGUACUCAAAGCUCCACCUCAGCGUCCUGCAGGUCCUCAUGAUGCUCCAGGUGCACUUGACUGAGAAGAACCUGUACGGCCGCCUGGGGCUCAUCCUGUUUGACCACAUGGUCCCGCUGGUGGAGGAGAUCAACAGAUUGGCGGAUGAACUGAACCCCCUCAACGCCUCCCAGGAGAUCGAGCUCUCCCUGGACCGGCUGGCACAGGCUCUGCAGGUGGCCAUGGCCUCUGGAGCCCUGCUGUGCACGAGAGAUGACCUGAGAACCUUGUGCUCCCGGCUGCCCCAUAAUAAAAAGUCUCCUGCGUCUGAGGACAUCGCCAGUGCACGCGGCACCUCUUCACCUCCUCGCACUAAUCCCUUUGCAACCUUUCCCUUCUUUGUGCACAGCUUUUAUGUAAUGUUUAAUGUUUUCAGGGCAUUAAAAUGUGAUAGGGUAUGAAUUGUUUAUCAUCUCAGUGUUACAACUAGGGGUCCCCGUGGGAAUCCUCUGGAACUUAUAACUGCCCCGAGGGACCCCGCCCCCCAGGGGCCUGUAGCUGCUGCUCCGACGUACAGCCCUGGGCCCCAGUCCCCCGGGGGCAGCCUGACACUGACAUGGGGAGAGAGUGGCCCACAGUCGCUUGGACUACCUCUUUGAUUUCUGAUUGUUCCUUUUGCGUUAAUUGUCUUCUGGACUAGACCAGAAACUUCCUGAAACCCCCUCUCUCUGUGGCAGGGUGUGCAGGUUCAAACGAGCAUGUGACCUACAUUUUGCCUCCGCAGUGUAUUCCCUCCUUGGACUUACUGCUUAGUUUCCUUGAAUUUCUUACCCAGAGUUAUUAAACCGUAGUAGUUAUUAAAACGUAGUGAAGAGAGUCAGAAGAGCUUCAAGCCACUAAAAGGCACCAGAUUUCUUCACACCUGGGUUUACUGCCUGAGCCCCUCCUGGGGGCCCAGGGUACCAGACUUUGUACUUGGUGGGUGGGAGAGAGUGAGGGUCACUCUGCCAAAGACCUAGGCCCGCCCCCUGCUUCAUCUCAGAGCUCCAGGAAGCAGCCAACCAUAGUCAGUCUCCCAAGGGUGAAGUGGCCCGUCGGGAUGGGCUUUCGCUGGGCCAAGCAGGACAGCAUGCAGGGAAGGUGUGGCCUCGUGGGACCGGGAAGCUGAGGGGCAAGUGGUGGGCAAGAACGGGACCUGGCAGGCGGGGUUUGGUGAUGUGGAGGGACAGUGUACGCACUCGAGAGACAGGACCCAGCCGGAGCCACGGCCCUGGCUGAGGCUGGGAGAGCAAAGCACAGAGGCCAGGGGAUCCAGGGGGAGGGCAGGGCUGGGGAGGGGCCCUCUGUCCUGAAGGGGCGUAACCGGGGGACUUGGUUAUUUCAGGCUGAGUCCGGACAAGCUAGAGGUGGAGAGAAAGUUAGGACGCUCUGCUGAUGGUGCUGAGAGGGGAGGGUGGCAUUAGAUAGGAUGAGACUAAUGAGAGGAAGCUCUUCAAGGGGUCUCAGAAGGCACCAGCAUAGGAGGUGACAUUGAAUUCAGGAGCAGGGAGGACUUCCUGGAGGCAGAGGCUGUUGAAGUGCUGAACCACAGAGAGCGGAGCGCA
Messenger RNA from Globicephala melas (long-finned pilot whale), 2713 nucleotides. Lineage: Eukaryota; Metazoa; Chordata; Mammalia; Artiodactyla; Delphinidae. The record is from RefSeq and is a predicted model, not a curated record.